AUGUCGUCUACUUCAUAUAUAGGUUUGUUUUUCUUCAAUCUUUUAAAAAUGUAAUAUAUUUCAGGAGGUGCUAUAUUGGCCUUAUUGUUAGCUGGUUAUAUUGCUCAAAGAUAUGGUUUACCCCCGCCUGCUCCGAAAAUCGCCGGUGUUGAUUUAGGGACCACUUAUUCAUCUAUAGGUUUUUUUCAAAGAAUAAUUUCCAGCUUCAAAAAAAUUCAGGAAUAUAUCAUGCUGUUACUGGUGAAACGACUAUAAUACCUGAUGAUCUGGGUAAAAAAUCAGUGCCUAGCGUUGUAGCAUUUUUGUGAGUUUGCCAAGUUGAAAAGAGUUUUAUUUUUUGAUUUUUAGGCCAAACGGGACGGUUUUGAUCGGAACGAGAGCUGUAGAACAACAAGAAAAGAAUCCUCGAAGGACAAUUUAUGACGCCAAAAGAUUUAUUGGAAGAACUUUCGAAGCGAAUAACGCCGAUUUUUUGGUGGAUAAAAUGAUGAAUUAAUCAGGAAAACGAAAUUUCCAGGCCGAUCAAAAAAGAUAUCCUUUCGUCAUAAAGUUGGAUGAUAGCGGAAGAGCUUAUUUCAUGGUUCUACUUGACACGGGUGACAAGUGAGUUGAUAAAAAAAGCUCAACUGAACAAAAGAAUUAUUUUUAGAAUAAUCUACCCCGAAGAAAUCGGGUCUUUAAUUAUAAAAUAUUUGAGAGACGCCGCCGAAAAAAACACGUCAAAUCAGCUCUCAAUCAGGUGAAAAAUCGAAGAAAAAACAUUGAUAUUGUCAAAUUUCCAGGUUGUGAUCUCAGUUCCGGCUGAAUUUGGGGAAAAACAGAGGAAUUUUACGGGAAAAGCGGCAGAAUUGGCUGGUUUGUCGAUUUUUUUCGAGAAAAAAUUUUAGUCAUUUUUUUCACAUGUUCGAGAUAUAAUGGGGUUUUUUCUGAACCAAAGAACCUAUUUAAAUUAUUUUUAUAAUUUAUUUCUGUUCAUUAACAAUAUAUUUCUUUAUUUUAUAAUUCAGUUGAAAACGCCCUGUACAAAUAACUUGUAACGAAAAAAAAAACUAUUGAAAUAAAAGUUUUUGAAAUUCAUAAUUCAUGUUGUCUUCAUCUGAUUUUGGGGAUUUUGAAAAUUGACGUGUCAUUCUUUUGAUUUGAUGUCGCGGAAUUGGCUUUUCAGGAGCUGUGUUAAAAGUAAUUUUUCGCACAAAAUACGAAAUUUCAGAAUUUCGUCAACAUUUUUGUACCAAAAGUAUUGAUUCGCGCUUGAAAUAAAUCAUCUCGUUGUAAGGCCCCAGAUGAAAUCUUAAUUUUGCGCAUGUCGCGAUAUAAUUUCAAACGAGAAAAACUUAAAUUUGAAACACUUCGAACACAUUUUUGUUUUUUUUCCAAAUCUUGUAUUCCAGGAAUGGAAGUCCGCCGAGUGAUUUCCGAGCCGACGGCGGCGGCUUUGGCCUACGGAUUGCACAAGAAAACGGGCGUCGAAAGUGUGGUUGUAGUUGAUCUUGGUUAGUUUCAGAACAUUUUCAGAAAGUUCCAAAAAUGGCUGAUUUUAUUGACAUCUUUUUGUUGAAUAUGAGCUUCUAAAUCAUCAGAUUUUGAUUGUUUUCAAUUUUUUCUUUCAUUUUUGGAAAGUACUGAGUUUUUUACAUGGUACUAUUGCCGUGUUUGAAUUGAUUUUGCGGAAAGGAAAAUUUUCUCUGACUCUCCAAAAUUCAGUUGUCUUUUUCACUCUCUGACGGUUAUUUUGAGCUCUGCGGAACUGCUAUAAAUACCAUAUAUAGAAAAAUUUUUUUAAUCCCAAAAUUUAUAGGCGGUGGUACCCUGGACGUUUCGGUCCUUUGGCUUCAAGGCGGAACUUUUUGUGACCCAGGCGAUGGCCGGAAAUAAUCGCCUUGGUGGUCAGGACUUCAAUGAUCGUGUUCAACGACACAUCAUCAAGGUUUCCCUUUCUCAAAAAAAAAUAAUUAAUUAAAAAUUCCAGAAAUUGGAAGAAAAAUUCGGGAAAACCAUCACCGACAAGGAGGAUCUUCAGCAAAUCCGAAUGGACAUCGAAAAGGCGAAAAUUCGGCUGACCAGUGUCCCCAAAGUUGGAUUAUUCAUUGAAAAUUCUGAUUGGAAGGAUUUUUAGGCCAUGAUUUCGUUGAAACUGAAAGCUGUUGGAGAGUGGAGUUAUGAGGUUCGUUUUUUGGGCUUUUUUUUCUCUAUUUUCUGCAUUUUUUUAUUGUUUUCCUGUGAUCCAGUUGUUACAAAUUUUUAACGUCGCAGAACAUUAGUGAUUUUAAAAAUUUGAUUAAGUUAAGCCUGGAAACUGGAAAGAUUUCUACCCUUCUUGCUUCUCAUAAAAGUUGAAUCAAAAUUGUGAUUUAUGAUUUUUUUUUGCAAAAAUUUGGGAUUUCGUGAUUAUUAUGAGCUUUUUUUUUAACCUUUUCCUACUUCAUAGUGAUUAAUUUUUCGAAAAAAAGUAUAAGAUAAAAAUUUUGGGAGAAAAAUUAUCAUUUUUUUGCGUUGGAAUGUUUUGAUUUCCAAUGAGAAUGUUGCCGCAUAUUUUGACCUCAUUCGUGUGGUUUUUUUUUGAGACAUUUUUGGGUCCCAGUCAUACGUGGGAUAUUCUCGGUGGGACUGGAUAAAGGGGAUGGGGCUUGGAAAGAAAAAAAUGAGAAAGGGCGGGGGGGAAGGGGGUCGGCAAAAAACUGUAAAAAAAUUUUUCAGGGUGCUCGCUGGACGGCACUAGUCCGACCUUAGAAAAAAAAAAUCGAAAAUUCCUUUUGUAAAGUUCAAUUGACUGGCAGAAGCGAUUAUUUUCUUGGUUAAAAGUGAUCGGAGAAAAAUAACGCUUUUCAUUUUCGGAUUCAGCACCAUAGACUUAGUCUAGUUCGACCCUUCGAUGUCAGCUAAUGAGUGAACAGGCAAAAAUAAAAACGGAAACAAGAUACCAAAAUUAUUAACUGCUCAUUUUUCAAGGUUCACUCGAUUGGCCCAAGCGAUUUUUUUCUUAGUUAAAAGUGAUCGAAAAAAAAGAACUUUCACAUCCUCCGGUGCAGCCUGUAAAUCGAUCAAUUAACAACAAAAAAUCCUUUUUUCUUAGAGCAUGGAAGGGGGCUUGGCUUUAAGUGAAAGAGGGGAUGGGAGGGACUUGGCUGUCGCCAGCCAUGCUCAUUCCAUGUAUGGUUCCAGUUCUUUGAAGACAAAAAUACGGUAUAAAAAAAUCGAUUCUUUCUCAUUUUUUUGAGUAUUGUUUUGGAUAUAUUUUAAUUGUUUUCACCGUUUUCUCACAGUUCUACAUGCUAAAAAGUUUAUUUCAAGCCCGAAAAAAUUUUUGAUGACGAAAAAUAGUUUCUAGCUGACCCGAGAAGAGUUCGAGCAGCUGAACGACGACCUUUUGCGCGCCAUCGAGAAGCCGAUCGAAGCGGCGCUGGCCGACGCGAACCUCAAGCCGGAAGACGUCGAUGAGAUCGUUCUCGUUGGAGGAUCGACCCAGGUUCCUGCCGUUCGGAAAAUCGUCGGACGGUAUUUUAGGUGAAUUCAUUCGUUUUUUCCGACUUGGAAGAAAUAAUUUAGUUUUUCUGAAACUUUCUGAAGUUGUGUAAUACUCCGGUGAAAUUUCGAUUCGAAAAAAAAAAUAUAAUUUCAGAGAUUUUCAAAUAAUUUUAGCUUCAUACAAGAAAGUUUCGAGCAAAAUACUUGUUUUGUACAUUUCUGAUGGGACUAUAUCUUAAAAAAUAGGGUUUUUCUUGAUUUUAGGAGCUUAUUCGAGGUUUUUUAAGUUUCUAUAAGAAUCAAACGCAUUUUUGUGAUUUUCUUUGAUACCAAAUACUCGAAUUUUAAAACCUACGACCGAGUUAUGAUUUUUUGAUGCUAUCGAAUUGCCUUGGCCGUGGCGCAGAUCGAACUUGCGAUCCUUUGAACGGUAGACAGGCGCACAGCCUACUGCGCUACGUAAUACUUAUAGCUGAUUCACGGCCGGAUCCAUCCGAAAAAGGGUCCUGAUACGAUAAGAGAAGAGAUAGUGCCUAGUUGGUGGAGAGCGCAGACAGACCCCGCCUUUUAUGUCCCAAGCUAGCCGUGAAUCGAAUUUUUAAUAUGGCCUUCGAACGUGUUCAGAUCGUAAUCAAAUAAUCCACCGGAAUUUCCAGAAAGUCGCCCAACUUUGGCAUCGAUCCAGAACUGGCGGUCGUCACCGGGGCCUCGGUCCAGGCCGGAGUCAUCGGCGGCGGUUGGCCCCUUCAAGUCGCCGCGAUGGAACUUCCGACAAAGAAAAGGAAGAGACAUUUCUUCACCGAAGAACAGAAGAAAAACGAGCAGGACAAGGAAAUAUAG
Molecule: messenger RNA, 4305 nt
Organism: Caenorhabditis auriculariae
Lineage: Eukaryota; Metazoa; Nematoda; Chromadorea; Rhabditida; Rhabditidae
Source: the annotation of a GenBank genome assembly